Messenger RNA from Entrophospora candida, 163 nucleotides. The record is from the annotation of a GenBank genome assembly. NCBI's taxonomy places the organism in Eukaryota, Fungi, Glomeromycota, Glomeromycetes, Entrophosporales, Entrophosporaceae.
UAACAAACAAUCAUUUGUCACCAUCAUACAAAAUUGUAAAAGAAAAUUUAAUGAAGAACCACCAUCACCUUAUAACCUUUAUUACAGCUCACCAACAAUUACCACUUACACUCCCACAACUAUUCCAACCACUACGCAAGUAGUUGCACGAGUAUGGAAAAAG